AUGGCACAGCAAAAGACCGUCCUAAUCACUGGCUGCAGCGAUGGCGGAAUCGGCUCUGCACUCGCCAAAGCCUUCCAGUCGCAAGGCCUUCGUGUCUUCGCAACGGCGCGUACUGUUUCCAAAAUGGCAUCCCUGGAACAACUUCCCUCGGUUACGCUCCUACCMCUCGACGUAACUUCAUCCGCCAGUAUCGAUGCCGCAGUGGACGCAGUAAAGAAAGAAACAAACGGAUCGCUUGACUAUUUGAUAAAUAAAGCUGCGAUAAACCAGUAUCUUCCGGCGCUGGACACAAAUAUAGCAGAAGCAAAACAUAUGUUUGAUACGAAUUAUUGGGGUGCAUUAGAGACUACGCAGAAAUUCUCCGCACUGUUAAUCGCGAAGAAAGGGACGAUAGUUAGUGUCUCUAGUAUUUCAGCACAUGCAAACAUUCCUUAUUGCAGUGUCCUAGCCGCGUCCAAACGCUCACUGGAAAUACUCAUGGAUACUCUGAGAGUCGAAUUGAAACCAUUCGGCGUCAAUACUUUCUCAGUGGUCAAUGGUGUAGUCCGAAGCAACGCACAGAAUUGGAAGCAUUUUGAAAACUGGAAACUUCCGGACGAUUCUCUCUACAAGUCAUUGGAACAGCAUAUACAUGAUCGCAUCUCGGAGAAAGAUGGUGUUUAUAAUGACGGCAUUGAUAGGGUAGAUACGGCGCAGCAUGCCCAGAGGCUCGUGGAUAAGAUUCUUGCAGGUACGACAGGGACGCUGUGGAUCGGAGGUCAAGCUGGUGGAGUGAAGUUUGCUACCAAGUAUAUGCCGCAAGUUGUACUGGACAAAUUGUUCUCGGGUGGAUGUGGGCUAGAAAAGCUUUCUUGA
Talaromyces amestolkiae is the source of this 855-nucleotide messenger RNA. RefSeq lists its product as uncharacterized. The transcript has 3 exons. Gene Ontology annotation, cellular component: lipid droplet; endoplasmic reticulum. The record is from RefSeq and is a predicted model, not a curated record. Gene Ontology annotation, molecular function: acylglycerone-phosphate reductase (NADP+) activity; triacylglycerol lipase activity. Lineage: Eukaryota; Fungi; Ascomycota; Eurotiomycetes; Eurotiales; Trichocomaceae. Gene Ontology annotation, biological process: triglyceride catabolic process; phosphatidic acid biosynthetic process. Bases 1 to 855 code for a protein of 284 amino acids.